GGAUGACUCUCCUCCUGUCCUUUCUGAUUAUACUAAGUGCAGGAGAGCUCUGUUUCCCACAUGCUUGGAGUGCUACAAUUUAGAGCUCCAUCUUCCAGCGACUCUGUCCUACUGAAUCCCAGCAGCUCCAGCAAAACUGCUGUACCCGUGAACGUGCUUUGCUGCUGCUUCACAGGCCUGCCAACCCUCAACGUUAUUUCCUGAAGAGCAUAAACAAAAGACUGAAGAGCAGGAUGCAGCGCAUCAGGGAAGGCAUUCACAUACGCACUAUGAAGGCCAAGAGGAAAGUGGAGGAGAUCUCCAAAGAGGAUGUCCAGGCCUUCCUCAAGAAGAAUGCCUUUGUCCUCUUUACGGUCGGAGCAGUUGUUAUAGGUAUUGUUCUUGGAUUUGCACUGAGGCCCUAUAAGAUGACCUAUCGAGAAGUGAAGUACUUCUCUUUUCCUGGAGAGCUGUUAAUGAGGAUGCUUCAGAUGCUUGUCCUGCCUUUACUGAUCUCCAGUCUAAUAACAGGAAUGGCAGCUUUGGACAGCAAAGCUUCAGGAAAGAUGGGAAUGAGAGCUGUGAUUUACUACAUGACUACGACCUUUAUUGCAGUCUUCAUCGGCAUCAUAAUCGUGCUAAUCAUCCACCCAGGAAAAGGAUCAAAAGAUGAGUUUGGAAAACAGCAGACUAUAGAGCAAGUCAGUCCUGCUGAUGCCUUCUUGGAUCUGAUCAGAAACAUGUUCCCACCAAACUUGGUCCAAGCCUGCACACAGCAGUUCAAAACCAAAUAUGGAAAACGAGUAGUUCAUGUGACGGUGACAGUGAAUGACACCCUCUUCAACUCAACCAAUGGCACCCAGGAGGUCAUGGAGAUCUCAAGGGAGGAAGUGAUCCCAGUGCCGGGUCAGGUGAAUGGGGUCAAUGCUCUUGGGCUGGUGGUCUUUUCCAUGUGCUUUGGUCUAAUAAUUGGCAACAUGAAGGAGCAGGGCCAGCUCCUGAGAGACUUCUUCGACAGCCUCAAUGAAGCCAUCAUGCGUCUGGUUGCCAUUAUCAUGUGGUAUGCUCCCAUUGGUAUCCUGUUCCUGAUUGCAGGAAAGAUUGUGGAGAUGGAUGAUCUGACACAGAUGGGUGGCCAGCUGGGCAUGUAUACCAUCACAGUCAUUAUUGGCUUGAUGAUCCAUGCCAUUCUUAUUCUGCCCACUCUUUAUUUUGUGAUCACUCGGCAAAAUCCCUUUAUCUUCAUUGCUGGGCUCCUGCAAGCUCUGAUAACAGCCCUGGGAACGUCAUCCAGGUGAGUAGUACCAGUCACUACCAGACAUCAGUAAA
Molecule: messenger RNA, 1308 nt
Organism: Acanthochromis polyacanthus (spiny chromis)
Lineage: Eukaryota; Metazoa; Chordata; Actinopteri; Pomacentridae
Product: excitatory amino acid transporter 1-like
Exons: 7
Coding region: 234-1277 (347 amino acids)
Biological process (GO): L-aspartate import across plasma membrane; L-glutamate import across plasma membrane; D-aspartate import across plasma membrane
Cellular component (GO): plasma membrane
Molecular function (GO): L-glutamate transmembrane transporter activity; glutamate:sodium symporter activity; neutral L-amino acid transmembrane transporter activity
Source: RefSeq, a predicted model, not a curated record